This is a messenger RNA of Leptopilina boulardi, 274 nucleotides long. RefSeq lists its product as uncharacterized. The annotation marks the transcript as partial. Gene Ontology annotation, molecular function: nucleic acid binding. Lineage: Eukaryota; Metazoa; Arthropoda; Insecta; Hymenoptera; Figitidae. The record is from RefSeq and is a predicted model, not a curated record. The transcript has a single exon.
UCUCCACGUACUCCAGAUUGUACACCUCUGGACUUCAUCUUUUGGGCUUACCUAAAAGGUAAGUUGUACGGAUUUGAGAGGAUCCCCAAUAUUGAUGAGCUGCGAAGACGGAUUCUUCAGUAUGCCGCCGAGAUUCCACCGGAAGUUCUUAGAACAGUAAUCAAUGACGAAGUUGAAAAACGCCUUCGAGCCUGUGUUGUAGCACGGGGCGAUUUAUUUGAGUAUUUGCUUAAAUAAAUUAUCACGGAGAAUACCAAUUAUAUCCUCACACAAC